GUCAGGAUAAUAUAAAAGUUUAAUUAAAUAUGCUACUGAGUAUUCUAGAGUGGUACACCCAAACUUAAAAGAGAUCAAUGCAGGCAUUAAGGAUGAAAAUUAUAUUUCCAUAUUUAAUUUGGACUCGUUUAGUGGUUGUCGACUAAUGUGAGAUAAACACUGGAGUAUUUCUUGUUUUCCAACAAAAGAUAUUAAAAGUUAAAACCAUUCAAUAAGUAAUCAGGCAGAAUGGGGGAUACCGCGGGGGAUAUAGAUAUAUCGGCCGGUGGCGGUCGAGCAAAGAUCGACAUUCUGAAGAUGUCGAGCCACACGGAGUUGCUGCACAGCUUCAUGAGAGUGGACUACGGAGAGGAAUCGGGAUCGGAGUCGGGAGAACCUACAAAAGGAAAGAAAGCCACCAAGAAGAAACCAGAGGGGGAGCCGCGAAGAGAUUUCGAGAGGCGAAGAGAGCGGGAGAGGCCGAGAAGUCCUGGAACUCCGCCUCCAGCGGGCCCGACUUCCUUCCAGCAGAUCAAGCGAGAGAUCAUAGCCAAGGCGAAGGCGGAUCGUCAGAAGCUCCUGAAGAGCAAGAAGAUAAAGGGCCAACGCCGGCAAGAGGAGAUAUAUACGGAUAAGGACCGAGCUGCAGCGGUCAACAUGGGCAGCAGGGACAUCAAACACUCGCUGAAGAUGAAGAGGAGGCAGGACCGCAGCAAGGCGUUACAGAUCCCUGAGGAGGCGGAGCCCAGUACUUUGCUGGCCCUGGGUAGUCAUGAACUGCGCUCGGGAGACGUAGACAUCGCUAUCGGCUUUGUCAACAAGGCGUUAGAAUUAUGUUCUACGGACAAGAACGCCCUGGUAGCUCGCAGCAAGUGCUACCUGCUGCUGGGGGAGCCCAACCUCGCACUCAAGGAUGCAGAGACAGCCCUUGCAGGAGAUAAGACCUUUGUCAAGGGUAUCCUCCAAAAGGCCGAGGCUCUCUACCACCUGGGUGACUUCGAGCAUGCACUCAUGUACUACCACCGCGGCCUGCGUAUCCGCCCGGAGAUGCAGGAGUUCCGGCUUGGCGUUCAGAAGUCCAAGGAGGCCAUAGAGAAUACUAUUGGCAACAAGGUGGGUUCACGACUGACAGUGCCAAUGUUCCUGGCCGAGCAGAGCAAAGCUGCGAACAGCAAGGGGUCGAGUGCGGGACCUGCAGGCCGUUCUGUGACCAGUGGUGUCACCUCGGAGCGAGGAAAGAGUGCCAUCAGGGUGGACGAAAUAGCGAAGAUCAGUUCAGGCAGCAAGAAGGCAGACAAACUGCUGCUGGGCGGACUCAACGUGGACAAGGAAUACUUCGAGGAGCUGCUGAAACACCCAGACAUAAAGUGCUUACACAAAGAAAUGGACAACAACCCGAUACAGCGCUAUGCCGAAGAAGGAGUCGCUUUUAUAAAGAACCGUCAGGAGUUCUGGCGACAGCAGAGGUUUGACACCUCAGGGGGCACGACCAAGCGGAGGCGGCCGUCCAAGAAAAGCAUCAAGUCUACUGAAUCAAACAAAUCCUCUUAGUGUACAAUAGAUAGAUAGUUGUUAAUUGUGUUAGGAAUUAGCACUGUCUUAAUACAUUAUCGCUAGAGCAGGCCGCACUACAAUAGUCUGAUGAUCUUUGAGGCGGUGUUGCCAUAUCGUUGAUAGUCUCCAGAUGUUCCGCCAUAUACCGUCACAUACCGUCGGCUUGACGUGUACUUUGCAAAAUAGAUUAUUGAAAUCAAAUCACGUAUAUUGUGUUAGUUUAUUGCAAAUAGUGUUGAGACCAAAGGCAAAAAGAGUAAUAUUCCAUAACUGUAAAUUUGGCAACAGUGUAGAACGAGAUUCAGAUGCACCGGACACCAUCAGAUACGAGUAAUUUUAGUUCGGACUGCUCUAACAGACUGGUUGUGAUCCUCCUUGACAUAGAGAUUAAAUUCCAUCUGACAUAGAGAUUAAAUUCCAUCUCAGGCUUUUUAGUACGCACACACUAUCGGACUAGAUUCGACAACACAUGGGUCUAAUCUAAAGUUUUACACAAAGGAGGCUAUUUAAUACCUCCACCCUUCACAACACAGUACAGUAGAAAAUAUAGUGAAGAUCAAAAAAUGCAAAUGCUAGUUUUCAUUAGAAAUAUAUUGUAUGUUUGUAAUCACUGCACCGAAGUAAAAAGUGAUUUUUUGUGAAAAUGUCCGUUCUAUAGUAGGCUACAACUGUCGUCUAUAUAAAUAUGAAUGUGGAUGUAAGCAUUGGGUAUAAAGCAUCAAAUUCAACCAGUUUUCGAUUUGCAGAAAUGAUUUUUUAGAACACUUUUAAAUUAAUAUGGCAUUGGUUAAAACAAACUAAAUUAUUUAAAACAGUUCUCUAGAGAUUGUGAUUAUGUUUGUAAUAUUAUACGAGCUCACGGCCCAAACGUAUUUCGCUAUACGUUCUUGUUCAAAAUAAAUAAAACAUUAAAAUUAUUUAAAACAGUUCUCUAGAGAUUGUGAUUAUGUUUGUAAUAUUAUACGAGCUCACGGCCCAAACGUAUUUCGCUAUACGUUCUUGUUCAAAAUAAAUAAAACAUUAAAAUUAUUUAAAACAGUUCUCUAGAGAUUGUGAUUAUGUUUGUAAUAUUAUACGAGCUCACGGCCCAAACGUAUUUCGCUAUACGUUCUUGUUCAAAAUAAAUAAAACAUUAAAAUUAUUUAAAACAGUUCUCUAGAGAUUGUGAUUAUGUUUGUAAUAUUAUACGAGCUCACGGCCCAAACGUAUUUCGCUAUACGUUCUUGUUCAAAAUAAAUAAAACAUUAAAAUUAUUUAAAACAGUUCUCUAGAGAUUGUGAUUAUGUUUGUAAUAUUAUACGAGCUCACGGCCCAAACGUAUUUCGCUAUACGUUCUUGUUCAAAAUAAAUAAAACAUUAAAAUUAUUUAAAACAGUUCUCUAGAGAUUGUGAUUAUGUUUGUAAUAUUAUACGAGCUCACGGCCCAAACGUAUUUCGCUAUACGUUCUUGUUCAAAAUAAAUAAAACAUUAAAAUUAUUUAAAACAGUUCUCUAGAGAUUGUGAUUAUGUUUGUAAUAUUAUACGAGCUCACGGCCCAAACGUAUUUCGCUAUACGUUCUUGUUCAAAAUAAAUAAAACAUUAAAAUUAUUUAAAACAGUUCUCUAGAGAUUGUGAUUAUGUUUGUAAUAUUAUACGAGCUCACGGCCCAAACGUAUUUCGCUAUACGUUCUUGUUCAAAAUAAAUAAAACAUUAAAAUUAUUUAAAACAGUUCUCUAGAGAUUGUGAUUAUGUUUGUAAUAUUAUACGAGCUCACGGCCCAAACGUAUUUCGCUAUACGUUCUUGUUCAAAAUAAAUAAAACA
Homalodisca vitripennis (glassy-winged sharpshooter) is the source of this 3337-nucleotide messenger RNA. Its product is annotated as outer dynein arm-docking complex subunit 4. Gene Ontology annotation, molecular function: protein binding. NCBI's taxonomy places the organism in Eukaryota, Metazoa, Arthropoda, Insecta, Hemiptera, Cicadellidae. The transcript is spliced from 5 exons. The record is from RefSeq and is a predicted model, not a curated record. The coding region runs from base 229 to 1530 and encodes 433 amino acids.